CUGCAGCCACGAGCUGCAAAUGUAUAAAUUUGUUCGGCAUCCACCCAUCAUGUUGCGCACCAAUACCUUGUAUUCCUCCUCAUCCAUCAAUCGGCAUUGGCGGCUCCCCACGACUGCCUCACUACAAGUCCCGAUUGUCUUUCGGCCGCCGAUUCAUCUUAGAUCAAAUAACUUCGUGCUCAGCAUAUCGCGCCAGAGUCAUUCGUCCGCCCAGAAAAACAUGCCUGUACCUGCAUUAUCCACCCUUCAACAUGUUACCGAGAAGAAGCUAAACAAGCUUGCGCGCCACCAACAAAACUUUGAAUCGGAAAAACAGUCAAUCCUGAGGGAUGUAGCGGCGACCGAUGAUCCUAGAGGCAAGGUGCAGGCGCUUCUGGAAGGCUUCAAGAGGUACGGUGUGAAGCCAAGAUCGCCCACUCUUUCUACAAAAAAUCUCGAGAUCUUUGUCCGUCAAGCGGAGCACGACCCAUCCGUAUCGGCAACUCUUUUGAGCGAUUGGCAACGCAGGCUCGAGCAUGAACUGGAUAUAUCCAGCGCCAAGUACGAUUACACGGCCUUGUUUGGAAGACUCGUCAUGGAAUGGAUCAAAAACCCCAACCCAGCAACUUCAGGGCAUGGAGAACGUUCUACGACUAGCGACUCAGACUCUGAGACUAGCGGAAGUUUCGAUACAAUCGGACGCAAGGAAAUGCAUGAGCAGCGAAAAGAGUGGGAAAGUUAUGCAUUUGUGGAGCGCAAGGUCGAUGAAGCCAAGAUCGAGUCUUACCUCACAGACAUUUUCACAUCCAAACGAGAGUACAUUGUUGAAAAGUCCCCUCUAGAGAAGAUAAGACAUCAGCUACGAUAUGUUAUGGACUUCAAAUCCGAUCUGAAAACUCCGGAACCAAACGACGGAACAAAACCUCCAGUCCCGGCUGAGAAUGAGUACCGAUUUACGACAGAGAAACUCAAGUCUUGCAUCAAGGGUGUUCUGAACUCGGACCUCCUCGCUGGAAAAAAAAGGCAGGCGUUGGUCGACCUUCAAAGUCAACCCGAAGUGCUAAAAGAACUUGUUGUUGUCUUGAAUAUGGAUUUGGAGGAGUUGGACGAAUGGGAAUGGGAACCAACACCCGUUCCACUCUUUAUGAGGCGCCAACUCAACGGGAAGUACCGUGUCUACAUGGACGAGGAAACCCACCAAGCAAUACUAUUGCACUUUAUCGGCAAAAUCUGGAGUACCGCAGUGAAGAGUGCAUUCACCUCAUUCGCUCAUUCCAGCGAGUGGAAAUAUGCCGCCCGUUCGAUCAUGGGAGUGCAGUCUCGAGAACGACGAAAGUAUUUCCUGGAUGAAUCCCAGAGCACUCGUGACCCGACCCGAAUCAUUCGACGUAAACAGUACUGGGAUGAGUACUUCAUGUUGCAGUUGCCUGAGCACAGCUUUGAGGAUGUUCGAGACUAUAAUGCCGAGGACCAGAAGUCUCAACCGGAGAAAUCGCCUUUCACAACAAAGCAGAAUAUGCUGCGUCUCCUCACCACCGAGAUGCUCCUCAACAAGAAGUUGUACGGUGAAUUCACAGUUGUACAGUCCGACUUCAAGUGGUUCGGGCCCUCGUUUCCUCAUGCGACGAUCUUCACGGUGUUGAAAUUUUUCGGCGUUCCAGAAAAAUGGCUGCGCUUCUUCAAGAAGUUCUUAGAGGCCCCCGUAGUUUUCGCGCAGGACGGACCGAAUGCUGAAAGCCACGUACGAAAGUGUGGAAUCCCAAUGUCUUACGUCUUGAGUGACGUGCUUAGCGAGGCUGUCCUGUUCUGCCUUGAUUUUGCCGUCAACAAGCGAACACAAGGAGCAAACAUUUAUCGAUUCCAUGACGACCUAUGGGUCUGGGGUCAAGAGACAACCUGUGUUGAAGCAUGGGAUGCCAUUCGCCUUUUCACCCAUAUAAUGGGUUUGAACCUAAACGAGGAGAAGACCGGGGCAGCAUUGGUAUUAUCACGAGCAGAAAAGCGGGACGUACACCCCAGCCUCCCCCAAGGAAAAAUAAAAUGGGGAUUUCUAUACCUCGAUGCUGCCGCCGGUCGCUGGGUAAUCGAUCGCGCUCAAGUCGAUGAGCACAUUGAAGAACUACGGCGUCAACUCUCAGCCUGCCGCAGUGUAAUGGCAUGGGUUCAAGCAUGGAACAGCUAUGUUAGCCGUUUUUUCCGGGCCAACUUUGCUGAUCCAGCGAAUUGCUUCGGGCCAAAACACAACGAGAUGAUCAUUGCAACAUUCAAACAUAUACAAAAGAGAUUAUUCACGGAAAUGGGCGCUACCAAUGUCACCGACCAUCUCCGCAGCCUUCUCAAGCAGCGGUUCGACACAGACGACUUUGUGCCUGAUGGAUUUUUUUACUUUCCAGUUCAACUCGGUGGCCUUGGAGUGCGCAAUCCGUUUAUUGAUGCCUUCGCGACAUCCAAAAAAUCAUUUCGCAACGGCGAGGACCAGAUCGAACGUGCCUAUGAGCUGGAACACGAACGCUACAAACAACUCGAAGAACUUUGGAAAGAGGGCAAACUUGGACAGAACCAGAUCACCCGCAAAAAUCUACCCAAAGAUGCGUCUAACAUCGAGAAUGAACCGUUUAUGAGUUUCGAGGAGUACAUCAGAUAUCCAGAGGAGACAUCGUCAUAUGUCGCUUUAGCUUACGAGCGGCUCAUGAGGUCUCCAGAGGAAGAGAUUAUUGAAGCGUCCGCAGAAAUGCUCACAGCUAUUCGGAACCUGGGUUUGACUGACACAACGUACUGGAGAUGGAUCCACAACUUGUAUGUGGGUGACAUGAAGCAGCGCUUUGGAGACCAGGGGCUUCAACUCGGAGAACGUGAUCUAUUGCCUCUGGGGCUAGUAGAUAUGUUGAAAAGUGAAAAGGUCCGCUGGGAAGGUUGACGAGAGAACGAACACAAAUCGAGCCUCAUGAAUUUGUAAUACACAGCAGGUGUGAUGAAAGUGAAUUUUAGAAACUCAACUUCUGUACAAAACUGUUAGAUACCCCACUUAGCAUUACUAUAGAAACAAUAAACCCCUAUCUUCAAUAUAGAGAUACGUUUUGUUCAAUUUCCCACUUACUCAUAUAAGAAGAGUUAUUCAUACUCAGACUAACUAGAGGUAUAGAAUUUCCGUUGCUAAAACUAGAUAAGUUCAACUGUAUACUAUCAUAGGUGCAAUGCAUUACAUGUAUGCAGCAAAGUCCCUUCGGCAUCACACAUGACCACCUGUCGU
Periconia digitata is the source of this 3229-nucleotide messenger RNA. The record is from the annotation of a GenBank genome assembly. Lineage: Eukaryota; Fungi; Ascomycota; Dothideomycetes; Pleosporales; Periconiaceae.